This is a messenger RNA of Aspergillus neoniger CBS 115656, 996 nucleotides long. RefSeq lists its product as uncharacterized. Bases 1 to 996 code for a protein of 331 amino acids. NCBI's taxonomy places the organism in Eukaryota, Fungi, Ascomycota, Eurotiomycetes, Eurotiales, Aspergillaceae. The record is from RefSeq and is a predicted model, not a curated record. The transcript has 2 exons.
AUGAACCCUGCAGACGGCGCCGUCAUCUUCUGGAAGGAAAGUUAUCUGAUGACAAUUUUGGAACAUUGGCACGAAGACAAGGGGAACGAAUAUCCGAGGUGCAAAGUCAGUGGACGUCUGGGAUCGAUGGUCUGGAAAGUGUUUGAUCGGAAAGGCAAUGAGCUCGAGCUGACAUGGUACCUCGUCACAAAACCGCGCAAGUACUGUGUGCUCGUGCUACAUGAGGCGAAUGGCACAGCGAGGUUCGUCUAUUGUGAUCCGCCUCAUCGCACUGUCCAUGGCACAUACCUUAGGCCAUGGUCUGGCGUCGAUGAGAAAGAGGAGCUAGAACACUGCGCAGUCCGAGUGUUUAGCAGCGACCUGGAGGAAAUCAAAUACUCUUCGGAAGCCUGGGAACAUUUAAAGGAGCUCCAGGAAUCCUCAGGCGAGGAUGUUAGCAGAUCUCCUUCGGUCACCCGUCGCAAAUCCCCAAGAGAUAAGACAGUCACAAGGAAAUCUGUCAAACCUGGUUGCUCAAAAAGAUACUCUAUGAGAGGUCGCGCACAGGAGAGCGAAGAGCAUACGGAAGCGGACUCGUCAUCUUCAUCGGAAGCAGGCUCAUCAUCUGAAGAAGAGAAGUACGUGCCCUCGCCACCACACAAGCGGCACAAAACUACCGACACCAGCAAUACAAGCAAUACCACUGAGCCUAUGAAGCCUAGCAAGGUUGUAUUUCGACUCGGGUCCCAGAGAGUCAUCGGUGCGAUACGCUAUAUUCCACUGGAUGAAUGUAGGUCGAGGAAGGAGCUAUUUGAUAAAGCCACGGCAUUUUAUCAAGCUUGCGAUAGAGACGCUCAGGUCAAAAUACUGGCAUGUCAGAUCUCGACGCAGCGUGAACAACACUACCUGUUCGAAGACAGUGAUGGAGAGUUUCGCCUUUUAGUUGAGCAGGCACUGGGCUUGGUGGACAACUUGGACCGGAUUGUGAUUGACGUUCUGCACGUGUUACAAGCAUGA